Telopea speciosissima is the source of this 1015-nucleotide messenger RNA. Its product is annotated as homeobox protein knotted-1-like LET6. Gene Ontology annotation, biological process: regulation of DNA-templated transcription. Bases 12 to 1004 code for a protein of 330 amino acids. The record is from RefSeq and is a predicted model, not a curated record. Gene Ontology annotation, molecular function: DNA-binding transcription factor activity, RNA polymerase II-specific; DNA binding. Gene Ontology annotation, cellular component: nucleus. NCBI's taxonomy places the organism in Eukaryota, Viridiplantae, Streptophyta, Magnoliopsida, Proteales, Proteaceae. The transcript is spliced from 4 exons.
GAGAGAGAGAGAUGCAGGGUGGUGGUUAUGGUAGUAGUAGUAGUAAUUCAUGUUUAAUGAAUUUUGGAGAUAAUAGUGGAAAUGGGUUGUCUUCCUUGAUGAUGAUGAUGAAGCCUCUCAUGACUUCUCCUCCUCCUAAUCACAACACCAGUAGUAGUGGGAAUGGGUUUUCUUCCCUCAUCCUCAACAACGACAACACCACCACCACUACCACCACCAGCAAUGGUUCCUCCUCUAUCAGGGCUAAGAUCAUGUCUCAUCCUUACUAUCCUCGUCUCUUAACUGCCUACGUCAACUGCCAAAAGGUGGGAGCACCACCUGAAGUGGUGGCAAGGUUAGAAGAAGCUUGUGCGUCGUCUGAAGAAGCCAUGGCUAGGAACAGAAAGGGAUGCUUAGGUGAAGACCCAGCACUUGAUCAGUUCAUGGAAGCUUACACUGAGAUGCUCACUAAGUAUGAACAAGAGCUCACCAAACCCUUUAAAGAAGCUAUGAUGUUCCUCUCUAGGAUUGAAUGCCAAUUCAAGUCUCUCACUGUGUCUUCUUCCACGGAUUCUGCAUGUGUUGUGGGUUCAGAUCGUAAUGGAUCAUCUAAGGACGAGGUUGAUGCACAUGAAAACUUCAUUGAUCCUCAAGCAGAAGACAAAGAGCUGAAGGGUCAGCUUUUGCGCAAGUACAGUGGAUACUUGGGCAGUCUCAAGCAGGAAUUUUCGAAGAAGAGAAAGAAAGGAAAGUUGCCAAAGGAAGCUAGACAGCAAUUGUUGGACUGGUGGAGCAGAAACUAUAGAUGGCCUUAUCCCUCGGAAUCACAGAAGCUGGCACUCUCAGAAUCAACAGGUCUGGAUCAGAAGCAAAUAAACAACUGGUUCAUCAAUCAGAGGAAGCGCCACUGGAAACCUUCAGAAGAGAUGCAGUUUAUGGUGGUCGAUGCAACACAUCCCCCCUACUUCAUCGACAAUGCUAUGGGAAAUCCUUACCCAAUGGAUUGCACGCCGACAUUCCUUUGAAAUGUUGAUGG